GGCUAUUUUUGAAGUUUGCAAACAAAAAACAGCUACACGGGAUGACUGGCUAGACACGAGAAGACUUAAGCUUUCUGUGCAUGUUAUAUCCAAGGCUUUAUACAAGGAGAAUAGCAGAAACUGUACAUCAGUCUUAAUGGUAUUGGCAUCAUAACAUACUGAAGCAUACAAACGCUAAGGGCGAAAUUUGAGGCACUUUCGAUCCCGUCCCCGACCAACAAUGAAAAAUAAAUACAGUUUAAAUGUAAUUGCAAUCGUGAUCACGCGGGAACUUGUGAUGCCUUGUAAUUCUGAAAGGAUAAAAUAAACAUAUUUCGAAUGCAGCCCGAAUGUGCGCUGACACAGCAUGCGAAACAAGCUUUAAGAAUCAGGUGUGCGCUUUUUAUAACCAGUGAGUCACUGCGGUCUCAGGAAUACACUGCAAGACUUUGGCUUGAUAUGCAUCAUCUCGAGAUCACGACCCAGAUGAAUUUCACCCGGAUCAACAUAUAAAGCCUUUUCAUUAUUUGCUUUAAACGCCUGCCCAGCCUUCGUUUAAGUUUCUGUGCUAAGGAUGUGGUCCUGCGGCUAAACUGGAUUUGAUUUAUCAGCCAAGCCCCCACUGCAAACGGCUGUGCUUUUCAUAGCGCCAGGAUGGAAACUUAAUCACCGGUAGGAUGCGCCUGAUGAAUAGUGCUCAGUGAGGAUGCUGCCACUGUGAAUGUGAAAUCGAUGGGAAAUACUUGCCAUGUGAGAGAGCCUUUGACAGCUGAGCAAUCCGGAGGUUCGAUCUUCCUGCGUCGCGAGUGGAUAUAGACCGGAGUCGCUUCCUAAGUGCCGCUGCAGCGGAGAGCGCCUCCUCUGGCCGGGAGGAGGCGGUGCGAGCAAAAUGGCGGCCGCAGCGCAGACGUGGGCGGGGCUUCGGGCGGGGCCGGGGCUCCUCCUCCAACUGUGGGUGCUGGGCGUGGCUCUGAUGGGCUUCGCGGCGGCCCUGGAGAAGGUGGACGACGCAGAUCCCGUGGUGACCACCGUCUACGGGAAGUUGCGAGGGUUCAAGAAGGAGUUGCACAACGAGAUCCUGGGGCCAGUGGUGCAGUUUUUAGGCGUGCCCUACGCGGCACCCCCUAUCGGAGACAGACGAUUCCAGCCCCCGGAGCCGCCCACCUCGUGGCCUGACACCCGAAAUGCCACCCAGUUUGCGCCAGUCUGCCCCCAAACCAUCCAAGAGGGGAGGCUUCCGGAAGUCAUGCUGCCUGUGUGGUUUACCAACAGCAUGGAAAUUGUGUCUUCGUACGUCCAGGACCAGAGCGAAGACUGCCUUUACUUAAACAUAUACGUUCCCACAGAGGAUGGUCCUCUUACAAAGAAACAGAAUGAGGAUUUAGGUGAUAAUGACGGUGCUGAGGAUGAAGACAUCCGUGAAGGUGGGAGUCCGAAACCGGUCAUGGUGUUUAUCCAUGGUGGAUCGUAUAUGGAAGGCACUGGGAAUAUGUUUGACGGAAGCAUCUUGGCGAGCUAUGGCAAUGUCAUCGUCAUCACAGUGAACUACCGGCUUGGAGUGCUAGGGUUUCUGAGCACUGGUGACCAAGCAGCUAAAGGAAACUAUGGACUUCUGGACCUCAUCCAGGCGCUGCGCUGGACGAGUGAAAACAUUGCUUUCUUUGGUGGUGACCCGCUACGCAUCACUGUUUUCGGGUCCGGGGCCGGCGCCUCCUGUGUAAACCUCUUGACCCUGUCCCAUUAUUCUGAAGGUAACCGUUGGAGCAAUUCAACCAAAGGAUUAUUUCAGAGAGCUAUAGCACAGAGUGGAACAGCUCUAUCGAGCUGGGCUGUUAGCUUCCAGCCAGCCAAGUAUGCCCGGAUUCUAGCUAAGAAGGUGGGCUGUGACCUAGAAGGCUCUUCCGAGCUUGUGGAGUGUCUGCAGAAGAGGCACUACAAGGAGCUGGUGGACCAGGAUGUUCAGCCGGCCCGGUACCACAUCGCCUUUGGGCCGGUCAUCGACGGAGACGUCAUUCCUGAUGAUCCGCAGAUCCUGAUGGAGCAAGGGGAGUUCCUCAACUAUGACAUCAUGCUGGGUGUCAACCAGGGAGAAGGGCUAAAGUUCGUCGAGCUCAUUGUGGAUAACGAGAACGGUGUCCAGGCUAACGAUUUUGACUAUGCUGUCUCGAGCUUUGUGGAUGACCUGUACGGAUACCCAGAGGGCAAGGACAUCCUGAGGGAAACUAUCAAGUUCAUGUACACAGACUGGGCAGAUCGGCACAACCCCGAGACAAGAAGGAAAACUCUGCUGGCCCUCUUUACUGACCACCAGUGGGUAGCGCCCGCAGUAGCCACAGCUGACCUUCACUCCAGCUUUGGAUCUCCUACUUACUUCUACGCCUUCUACCACCACUGCCAGACAGAGCAGGUGCCACCGUGGGCAGAUGCAGCCCAUGGGGACGAGAUCCCCUAUGUAUUUGGGCUGCCCAUGAUUGGGCCCACCGACCUGUUCCCGUGCAACUUCUCCAAGAAUGAUGUCAUGCUGAGUGCUGUGGUGAUGACAUAUUGGACGAACUUUGCCAAAACUGGUGACCCUAAUCAGCCAGUUCCCCAGGACACUAAGUUCAUCCACACCAAGCCAAACCGCUUUGAGGAGGUGGCCUGGACGCGAUACAACCAGAAAGACCAGCUGUAUCUGCACAUCGGCCUUAAGCCCCGCGUGAAGGAGCACUACCGUGCCAACAAGGUUAACCUGUGGCUGGAGCUGGUUCCCCAUCUGCACAGCCUCAACGAUGCCACCCAAAUCAUCUCCUCUGCCAGCACUCCUCCCCUACCAGAGACCACUUCCGGGACGCCAAAGAGAACCCCUCCCAUGCCCACCCGGCGACCCAACCCGACCCCCUUCCCCACCGAGAGCCAGGACGGCCACGACCAGCUGGAGCGGCCAUUCCCGGUGGACCAGAGGGAUUAUUCUACGGAGCUGAGCGUCACCAUCGCGGUGGGAGCCUCCCUCCUCUUCCUCAACAUCCUGGCCUUCGCCGCGCUCUACUACAAGAAGGACAAGCGGAGACAAGGCGCGCAUCAGCACUGCACCCCUCAGCGGCGUACUGCCAACGACAUCGCCCACACGCAGGAGGAGGAGAUCAUGACCUUGCAGAUGAAGCACACGGAUGCCAACCACCAAUGUGAUGGCAUCCAUCCACAUGAGGUGGUGCUCAGAACUGCCUGCCCACCUGACUAUGCCCUAGCCAUGAGGAGGUCCCCCAAUGACCUCCCUCUUAUGACCCCCAACACCAUCACCAUGAUCCCCAACAGCAUCCAACCCCUGCACCCUUUUAGCACCUACCCCAGUGGGCACAACCACACCUUACCACAUCCCCACCCGCACUCACAUUCAACUACUAGAGUAUAGCUGGUGUGCUGUCCACAGAUGUAUAUGGGUCUUUUAUUGCUGAGAGGGGAAGGCAUAUGUUAAUUGGAAAGCGAAAAAACUGAACUAAACCAAAAUGGAAACAAUCUCUUGUGUCUUUUUUUUUUUUUUUACAGAAACGCAAUUUAAAAAGUUUUUUGCUGUGGCUUCAAUUGAGGAAUUUCACAGGGACUGCUUGACGCAGCCAUUCAGAACGAAGAACAUGGGACAAAAAUACAUUUUAUAAAUGAAACCUUAAUAGACAUCAGACUUUACCUGUUUUUGUCCUUCCUGGAGAAAAGAUGCUACUCAUGUUUUCUGCAGUUGGAGUGGGAUUUUGGGGAGUUGGGGGCAUAACAUAUAUUUUGAGACUUCAAAAUAUGCACACAUGAGACAUGUCUCCUUUUAUCAGUUUAUUUUUGGGGAAGCGUUUAAUUGUGUAUUUACAUAUCAAGAUGCAUAUACAUUAAGCACCAAUGCUGUUUAAGCCCUUGGAAGGUGCCAACACUGCAGUGUGCCAACAGAACAAACGAGUAUAGUAACCUUCUGGCAGAUUCUUACCAUAGGUGCUGUCUACUGAGAGCUGGCAGGCAGAGAAAACCGGAUAUUUUUAGCACGAUGCGCAUGACAAUUUAUCUGCUUAGUGGCUGUUCUGCUGAUUAAGUUGUAAUUAAAAUAAGUUGACUUCCCACUGGAUUAAUUUUCAUGAACUACUCCGAUUGGCUCACAGGUGACAGAUGCGACAGUGAUGCAGGGAAGACUUGGGAGAAAGAGGGUAAAGAUAAUCACAGUGCAUACCCAAUAGGUCGAGUAAACAUCUAGUUUUGUAUGAUGGGCAUUGGUCCCACAUUUUGAUAUCAGUAAAAUACUAAUUUUUGUAAAUGCAGAGGACAUUAGUUGUAUUAUUUUUCUAUGUCCUUAAUCAUCUGAUUACCCAAAGGCUACUGAUCACCUCUUGCUAAUACUCAAUGUCACAUUACCCUGGACAAAUUUCCUGUUUUUCCUUUAUUGCUUAAUGGCUUUUCAGCAUUAUGAGGGUGCUGUCUAAGCAGAGGGAAUAACACAAUUGGCUGCUUAAAAGGUGUUAUUUACUCUUGGGAUUCUUUUACUUGGUGCUCGGGUUGUCAUGUGGUCUUCUGCCUAAAGUAACUGAUGUGGAUUCAAUAAAUAUUUUCUCUUAAUUUUGACUUAUAAAUUUAAAAUAGUUUAUUUCAUUGUUUUAAAAACGCAUUUUGGAAAGUUCCCGAUUGUUGACAGCUGAACUCACCAAUACGUGCUGAUGAAAAUAAAAAAAACUGACCGUUACAUGUAAUUGUCAAAGUGAAGGACAAACAUUCGUUGGAUCUAGGCCAUAACUUCCCCAUGUUUCAAUGAAUGAAAGCAGCCUGCCACCCCAGCAUAUAUUUCUCACACUAAAGUCUCAAAAAUUGUAACAUAUAUUACUUUCCUCUCUGACUUUUUUGUAUAUUUAAGAGUUUCAGUUCAGGGUGGUUUUAUUAUUUUAAGUUUUUUUAUACUGAUUCUGACUUCUGAAGUUAUUACAGGACGUGACUUUGUCAAAGCCUAUGCUAGCACUAUUAUCACCCUUGUGUCCUACAGACACUAGACAACACUUAAUGGCUUUUAUAAUGCCACAGUAAAUCUUCACUGAGUGAGCUAGUAGUGUUGGCCCAGCACAGUGUCUCCUACAUCCACAAAUUAGUGGAAUCUGUUUGAGGAGGCUGGAGCAGUGGUAAAACAGUGUUCUUGAAUACAUGCAUAAACACAAGAUGUCACAUGUUGGCUGGUUUGUUGUUCCAAAAACUGCCCUCUUUGGUCUCACAGUUGUCUGGUCAUAUUUUUGUAAAAGUGACUGUGAAGAAUGCAAAUCUAUUAUUUUCCUAAGGGCUUAGCUGUUUAUCCACCAAGAAGAAAAGCACCUUCUCCUUUCGACAGCUUUUUUUCUUAGCCAUCAGGUGACAAUGUCAAGUAGUGAUCAGAGAGCCAGAUUUCUGAGGUGAAAUCCCCAUAGCAAUCCCCAAAUUGCUAUUGUACUCUUGUGCAAGAAACCUAAACUUAGCUUAAUCAAAUGCCCACAAUGAAGCCAUCUGGUAUGUGAUAACUAGUAUGUAACUGGCAACUGGGCGGAGUCAAAGCACAUUCUUCACUUAUAGAAAUAUGGGGCAGAACAGGGUCAAUAAUGUGACACUUCAAUAUUCUUAAUGGUCUUGUUAAUCUGUCUGUUCGUGCCAGUUAUGCCAUAGCUUAAAAAAGGCAAUUAGUCAAACCUGUAACUGAACUGCUGAUAAAAAGAUAUUAACUUUCUGCUGCAAUUUGCGCUGUCAUUAUCUGAGCUACCACAUCUCCUAUAGCCGGCACAUACUUCUGACUGAUAAUGGGUUGCGAUACACAGGGAGGAAUACACACAAUACAUUUAGAAUAUACUGAGAAGACAAAAGGUACACUCAUUCAACCGGGGCACAAAUAAACCAAUGAAACUUCAGCAAUUAUGCAUUAAUAUCAAUACAAGGUUUGUUGACAGACAGUCUAAGGACCCCUAACCAGUCAUAUGCUGACCCCAUGUGAUACACCCUCAGCAAAGAUGAGAACCGCUAAACACAGUUCAAGACUUGUACCAUCUACAGCCCUUCCUGAGGCUCCCUGUUUUUUAAUUGAGAGGAGGGGGUGGGGGGGGGGGAUUAAGCUAAAGAACAGUCUCUCAUUGAGCAACCCUCCUCUGAAGAUCAAAUUAACACCUAAGAAGCAGUCAGUGGGGGAUUCUUCAAGAAUUUCAGAUGCUGUCUGCAGGGCUGGAAGACAAAGGUGACUGUUAAUGAAUGUAGGAAAAUGAAUGCCAUUCCUCCCAAUCAAAAGCAUGGAGCAGUUAUGGGUUAAAAGGUCAGUUUAAAUCAGCUUUUACAGAUUUAUGCAUGCACUUCAUUCCCACUUUAUUUUAAGAUGGUGAUACACCAUACAGUACAUUACUCACUAUGUAAUUAACUGCUUUAUAAUGUUACCUUGACACUUAAGCAUUCAUCAGAUGCUUUUAUCCUCAAUGACCUAUACAGCAAUGUGAAAAAUUAAGUACACCCUCUUCCAGUUCUAUGGAUUUACAUAUUAGAACAUAACUAGCCCUCUUCUAGUCUCACUACAUCCUAACAGUGAAUGUAUCUAACCUCAUAUGACAAAGCACUCUUCUUGAUUUCAUAUCAAUUUAGAUGGUAAUUGGCACCAGGAUUAGCAGACGAGGAUUGGUUACUGUAUGUGUUAAUCCAUAGAAUUGAAAGAGGGUGUACUUUCUUUUUCACAUGACUAUACGUAAGUGCAUAUACCAGAUUUGUAACAUCUAUGCAACAACACUGACUAAUUUGGAAGAGGAUGUUGAUAAUAAUAUACUGACCAAGCUGUAACCCAUUUAAGUAAAUGUUUCAAGUUACAGUUACAGAGCAGUUACAUGUGUCAUUUGUGUACAUUGAAGUGUAGCCUACUUACUGCCCUUUUAAUUUGAACACCUGCAUUUCUCUGUCUAAAUUAUGACUAUUCUACGGAAUAUUCUAUGGUAUUUCACAGCAGAUCAUAAGAACUAAAUUCAGUUCUCAUAUUUAUGUUUUUAGCAUUUGUUAAACAUUUAAUAAUUGUGUGUAUUUUUUUCUUUUUCACAUUGAUGGAAAAUCAAGAUAUAUAAUCAUUUUGUCACUGAUUAAUGUGCUUUGUGAUUCUUUACAGAAUUCCCAUGCUGGCACAAAGGCACUUUCAAAAUGUGACCUAUUCUUUCUUUUUUUUGUUUUUUUGUUGACGGAAUGUCUUUAUACAGUCCUCAGCAUCCCAUUUCAGUUGCUUUGUAUGGGGAUCAGCUUAAUACAGUCAGCCAUCACAGACAUAGAUUUUUGAAGCUAUUUACUUUCUUGUGACAAAACAAACGGAUCACAUGACUUAUGUUUAUACAAAAAAAACUGUCAGUAUUUGUUUUUUGUGAGCGACUAGAGAAAAAAUAAUGCCUAAUGUCAGUGAAUAUCAAUAAAAUGUGGAAACAUUUUGUACAGCCUUUCAGAUUCAGUUAGAUACUGACUGUAACACCAGACAUUAAAGCUGCUCAAAGGCA
Molecule: messenger RNA, 7448 nt
Organism: Anguilla rostrata (American eel)
Lineage: Eukaryota; Metazoa; Chordata; Actinopteri; Anguilliformes; Anguillidae
Product: neuroligin-1-like
Exons: 7
Coding region: 869-3370 (833 amino acids)
Biological process (GO): modulation of chemical synaptic transmission; neuron cell-cell adhesion; chemical synaptic transmission
Cellular component (GO): cell surface; synapse; plasma membrane
Molecular function (GO): neurexin family protein binding; signaling receptor activity
Source: RefSeq, a predicted model, not a curated record